Sordaria macrospora k-hell is the source of this 690-nucleotide messenger RNA. RefSeq lists its product as uncharacterized. Lineage: Eukaryota; Fungi; Ascomycota; Sordariomycetes; Sordariales; Sordariaceae. The record is from RefSeq and is a predicted model, not a curated record.
AUGCUCACAUCAACACUCCUUGCCCUCGCCAGCGCGGCGCUGGCUUCCGCCCACACUGUCAUCACAUACCCUGGAUGGAGAGGCAACAACCUAAAAGACAAUGAUGAGUUCCCCUAUGGCAUGCAAUGGACAUAUCCUUGCGGCGGCCUCCACCUCACCCAAAACCGCACCUACUGGCCCACAACAGGCGGCGCCAUCUCCUUCCAACCAGGCUGGUUCCAAGGCCACGCGACAGCUUUCAUUUAUGUCAACCUCGGCGUCGACACUGAUGGUCCGGACGGCGGACCCAAGAACAUGAGUUUCCCCAUGGUCCCUCCCUUCCAGAUUAUCGGCCCCGGAAAGAACCCGUACCCAGGCACUUUCUGCCUGCCGCAGGUGUCAGUGCCCACGGGCUUUGAGUUCAAGGAGGGCGAUAAUGCGACGAUUCAGCUGGUUGAGUUGGCGAUUCAUGGUGCUGCUUUGUACUCGUGCGUCGACAUCACAUUCGUUCCCCCCGGUGAUCCACGCGUCGCCCAAGUCAACGAGUCCAACUGCUUCAACAGCACCGACCUUGGCGCCGCCGAUUUGUACACCCUCAAGGUCCUCGAGCCCGGCCGCGACAAAUUGGCGCUCGUCAGCGCUGCUUCUUCUGUUGCCAAGUUGGCUGGUUGGAUCCCGCUUGUUGCUGGUGGGUUGUGGAUGAUGCUAUAA